Moesziomyces antarcticus is the source of this 1158-nucleotide messenger RNA. Its product is annotated as proteasome subunit alpha type-6. The coding region runs from base 1 to 1158 and encodes 385 amino acids. Lineage: Eukaryota; Fungi; Basidiomycota; Ustilaginomycetes; Ustilaginales; Ustilaginaceae. The transcript has 3 exons. Gene Ontology annotation, biological process: ubiquitin-dependent protein catabolic process. The record is from RefSeq and is a predicted model, not a curated record. Gene Ontology annotation, cellular component: cytosol; proteasome core complex; nucleus.
AUGCGCGGCUGUGGGGCUGGUUGUGAUCGAGUGGAGAGCAGCGGCGGUGGAGCUGAGGAGGUGCGCUUUUGGGCGCGAAUACGCAGCAGCGCUCAGACCCGCGUCGUCAGUGCGGCGCCGUUGCUCCACACCCACUUUGGCCAGAGUGUCACUUUGCGCGUCGUCUUCCACACCAUCCUUCUGCUUGCCUUGUCCUCAACCAGCGUCCCUAUCUUCUCUGCCCUCAGCGCACCCAGCAGAGAAAGCUCGACACAUCGCGGCCACAUCAGAGUGCACACCAGCAGGCCAGUCGCCAUGUCGCGCUCGUCCUACGACCGAUACCUCACCAUCUUCUCGCCGGAUGGCAGGUUGUAUCAGGUGGAAUAUGCGUUCAAGGCGAUCAACACCGCGGGACUCACCAGCAUUGCUGUGCGCGGCAAGGACUGCUCCGUCGUCGUCGGCCAGAAGAAGGUGCCCGACAAGUUGAUCGACGCCUCGAGCGUGACGAACAUCUUCAACCUGACGCCCGAGAUCGGGUGCAUCAUGACCGGCCGCGUUGCGGAUGCACGUGCGCAGGUGCAGCGGGCGAUGAUGGAAGCUGCCGACUUCAAGUACAAGUACGGGUACGCCAUUACUCCCGAUCUUCUCGCCAAGCGUAUGGCGAACAUGAACCAGGUGUACACGCAGCGUGCUGCCAUGCGUCCCUAUGGCGUAAGCAUGAUCCUGGUCGGUAUCGACGCCGAACGUGGACCGCAGAUCUUCAAGAUCGAUCCGGCGGGAUACUUUGUCGGCUUCCGUGCGACUGCUGCGGGAGUGAAACAGACCGAGGCGACCAACUUUUUGGAAAAGCAGUUUAAAAAGGCGUCGACCAACCCUACGGAUGCAGCCUCGGCGAAUGAUGCAGCGGCAAUCGAGGCCGAGCAGGUGUCGGCGAGUCUGUCGCUGGAACAGACACUCGAUCUGGCAGUCAACACCCUAGCGACCGUGCUGGCACAGGAUCUCAAGCCAAGCGAACUCGAAGUCGCCGUGGUCGGCGGUCCCAAUGCUGCUGCUGCCCAGAUCCAAGACGGCGCCGACUCGGCAGGAUUGCCCAAGCAGGUGCAGGAGGAAACGAGGUUUAGAAAGCUCACCGAGACGCAGAUUGGCGAAAUCCUCGACCGUCUCGCCGAACGCGACUAG